Molecule: messenger RNA, 1133 nt
Organism: Beta vulgaris subsp. vulgaris (sugar beet)
Lineage: Eukaryota; Viridiplantae; Streptophyta; Magnoliopsida; Caryophyllales; Amaranthaceae
Exons: 3
Coding region: 110-622 (170 amino acids)
Molecular function (GO): zinc ion binding; endonuclease activity; nucleic acid binding
Source: RefSeq, a predicted model, not a curated record
CAGGCAUACUUUUAUCCUCCUAAAAAUUAAAAUCCCUAACCCAAGAGUGCAACCUAUCAUUGCCUUGGUGAUCCAAUCCGGUGAAAGCCGUAGAACACCCAACAAAAAAAUGAGCAGCAAAGCAGAGAGAGAGAAUGGUGAAAAAGAUGAGAAUAAUCAAAAUAUAAAGCCAAGAUUUUUCGAUAAGAAAGCUAAGAACAUGUGUUGGGUAAAAGCUGCUAUUGUCACUGGCCGUCACCCUGACCGUUGGAGAAAAGAUGCCGCCGGCAACAUUGUAUGCAAGCGUUUCUGCAAUUGUUCUGGCUGUCUUUGUUUUGAGUAUGAUCACAUCAUUCCUUUUUCUAAAGGAGGUGAGUCCACAAUUGACAAUUGUCAGAUACUUCAAACUAGGGUCAAUCGAUACAAGUCUGACAAAGAAAUGGAUUCCAACAUAUUGAGAGGCUAUUCCUGUGAUUUGAAAUUCACUGACAAGGAACUUGAUAUAAUUGAGAUGGCUGUGUAUGGCGACGUGAUACGGCCUGGGAACCAAUGUCGUUGCAGGUCUGUUGCUGAAAUGCUUGGAAAUUUCAAGGCUAAAGAUCACGCGGCACCUUGCAAGUUGCCCUACGGUGAAGAUUCAUGACGUUUUAUACCAAUACAACAACAUAUUCAGAGCCCGAACCCUUUUAAAUGGGGUCGGCUGCAUGACCUUAUAUACUCUACCAUUAUGCUUUGGAAUUUCAAUUCGCAGUCAUUCUUCUAAUAUUCUGUGUUACAUUCAUAAUUCUGAAGAUUGCCAUAUUGUGAAAAAAAAAAAAGAAUGAAACUCCAGCAUAAACGGUAAACUACUUUGGAAUUGCUGGAAUGUUUUUGAUUUUGGUUAUUGGAUUUGGACAAUAUUCCUCAAAAUUCUUGCAGUUUGGAAUUGUUCGAGUUGAAUUACGACUUACAAGGCGAAUCGAAUAUGAUAUUUCCAAGCUUAACGUUAGGUUCAAGUUUGAUUUAAAUAUCAUCCGAAAAUAUAAUUCGGUUACAUGUAAUUUUUUGUCGUCAAAACUUUUUGACUCUGGCUAUAUAUUGAAAGAAUAAUCCAAGAGUAAUAUUAUAUAUUUAUAUAACUGAAAGAUAAGAGAUCCUAUUAUUUGGCAGGGUGA